Fusarium sp. VM40 is the source of this 1248-nucleotide messenger RNA. The record is from the annotation of a GenBank genome assembly. Lineage: Eukaryota; Fungi; Ascomycota; Sordariomycetes; Hypocreales; Nectriaceae.
AUGCGUGUCGCAACAGUUGCCAAUUUCUUGGCAUCGGCCUCUCUGGCCAUCGCGUUCGAUUGGCAGCAGGUUCUCGGAGAUAACGAUCGAGCUCCUCUAUCCAGCGAGUCCAAAUCCACCGACGCGCCUUCGUACCGAUCCGAGCUCUUGAGCUUGCACAAGUCUCUCAUUGAGACUUCUUCGGUUUCUGGAACAGAGCAUGAUGUUGGCGUAUGGCUUGAGUCGUACCUGAAGAAUAAGGGCUACACUACGUCGCGCCAGGAGCUCGAUCCCUUCGAAAACACGCCCGACAAAAAGCCUCGGUUCAAUGUCCUAGCUUGGCGACCUGAUGGAAAGUCGGCUUUCGAUCCCAAGAUUGUUGUCAGCAGCCAUAUUGAUGUUGUUCCGCCGCAUAUUCCCUAUGGAAUUGACGAUGGCGAGGUCACAAAGGAUACCAUGAUUACUGGCCGAGGAAGUGUGGACGCAAAGGGCAGCGUUGCUGCUCAGAUUACUGCGGUCGAGGACCUUGUUGAGCAGGACAAGAUUGAUCCACACAAGAUUCUUCUCGUUUUCGUUGUUGGCGAGGAGGUCAAGGGCGACGGCAUGAAGCGCUUCAGCACCGCUCUCGAGGAAAAGGAGCUCCCGUACAACCUGGAUGCUGUCAUUUUUGGAGAACCUACCGAGCUUAAGCUUGCCUGCGGACACAAGGGCAUGCUGGGUUGCGAUGUGAUCACCAAGGGCUUCCCCGGCCACAGCGGCUACCCGUGGCUCGGCAAAUCGGCCAAUGAGCUGAUGAUUCGAGCAUUUGCAAAGGUUCUCGACACAGAUCUCGGUAGCAGUGAUCUGUUUGGUAACACCACUGUCAACGUCGGUCGAUGGAGCGGUGGAGUGGCGUCCAAUGUCAUUCCCGAGGAGGCCAGGGUUGGCCUUGCUGUGCGAGUUGCCAGCGGAAAGCAGGCCGACGGGCACAUUGCUGUUCACGACAAGAUCCAGGCUAUUUUUGACGAGGUCGACAAGGAUGCGUUCACUUUUGACUGCACCCAUGGUUAUGGCCCUGUCGAGGCCAACUGCGAUGUUGAUGGCUUCGAUAAAAUCACCGUCAACUACGGAACCGACAUUCCCAACCUUAAGGGCAGCCACGAGAGGUACUUGUACGGUCCUGGUAACAUUCUGGUGGCACAUGGCGCGCGGGAGAACCUGACUGUUGCCGAUCUAGAGACUGCUGUCGAGGGAUAUCAGAAGCUGAUUCUUCAUGCUUUGAAGCAAUAG